CCUGACUUUUAAUAGGCUGGGAAGGAAGGCUGGGAAACUUGACAUUGUCUUAGGAAGGGUUCCCCCCCAGCAAAGGAUAAAAGAAGAGGGGGGGGAGAAAGAAAGGGAAAAAAAAAAAAAAAAAAGUAAAAACAGCCAAGGCGAGGGGGAAAAACUUGCGUACAGCAGGAAACUUGAUGGAUCCCUGCCCUGCGGCCAGUGGCGCGGCGUAGCCCCUUCCCGGCUGGAUGGAUGAUGGGAAGCUCACCAUGAGGCAGAUAGCUGAUCAGCUUCCCUGGAUUUCGCUGACGCCACAGGAAAGCUUUGCCUGAAGAUGGAAACACUGGAGUCGGAACUGACCUGCCCUAUCUGUCUGGAGCUGUUUGAGGACCCGCUGCUGCUGCCCUGCGCUCACAGUCUCUGCUUCAACUGCGCGCACCGCAUCCUGGUCUCCCACUGCGCCUCCAACGAGCCGGUGGAGUCUAUCACCGCCUUCCAGUGCCCCACCUGCCGCUAUGUCAUCACCCUCAGCCAGCGUGGUCUAGAGGGGCUGAAGCGCAACGUCACCCUGCAGAACAUCAUCGACCGCUUUCAGAAAGCCUCGGUGAGUGGGCCCAACUCCCCCAGCGAGACCCGUCGGGAGCGGGCAUUCGACAGCAACAGCAUGUCCUCCUGCGAGAAGGUCCUCUGCCAGUUCUGUGACCAGGACCCUGCCCAGGAGGCAGUGAAGACAUGCGUGACUUGCGAGGUCUCCUACUGCGAGGAAUGCCUGAAAGCCACGCACCCCAACAAGAAGCCUUUCACCGGCCACCGGCUGAUUGAGCCCAUCCCAGACUCUCACAUCAGGGGAUUAAUGUGCUUGGAGCACGAGGAUGAGAAGGUGAACAUGUACUGCGUGACGGACGACCAACUGAUCUGUGCCCUGUGCAAGCUGGUCGGGCGGCACCGAGACCAUCAGGUGGCAGCUCUAAGCGAGCGCUACGACAAGCUGAAGCAAAAUUUGGAGAGUAACCUCACCAACCUUAUUAAGAGGAAUACUGAACUGGAAACUCUUCUGGCAAAACUCAUUCAGACCUGUCAACAUGUAGAAGUGAACGCAUCUCGCCAAGAAACCAAGCUGAUGGAAGAAUGUGACCAGCUUAUUGAAAUAAUACAACAGAGACGACAAAUAAUUGGAACCAAAAUCAAGGAAGGAAAGGUGGUGAGGUUGAGAAAACUGGCUCAGCAGAUUGCAAACUGCAAACAGUGCAUUGAGCGCUCGACGUCCCUCAUCUCUCAGGCUGAGCAGUCGCUGAAGGAGAACGAUCACGCUCGCUUCCUACAAACUGCUAAAAACAUCACCGAAAGGGUUUCCAUGGCAACUGCAUCUUCCCAGGUUCUAAUUCCUGAAAUUAAUCUCAAUGAUACUUUUGAUACUUUCGCACUUGAUUUUACCAGGGAGAAGAAAUUGUUGGAAUGCCUUGAUUAUCUUACAGCUCCCAACCCUCCCACCAUUCGAGAAGAGCUCUGUACAGCUUCUUAUGAUACUAUUACUGUCCACUGGACAUCAGAUGAUGAGUUCAGUGUGGUCUCUUACGAGCUUCAGUACACUAUCUUCACUGGACAAGCUAACGUUGUCAGUUUAUGUAACUCAGCCGACAGCUGGAUGAUUGUUCCCAAUAUCAAACAAAACCACUACACCGUGCAUGGGUUACAGAGUGGCACAAAGUACAUCUUCAUUGUUAAGGCCAUUAAUCAGGCUGGCAGCAGAAGCAGUGAGCCAGGCAAGCUCAAGACAAACAGUCAGCCAUUUAAACUGGACCCCAAAUCUGCUCAUAGAAAACUGAAAGUGUCUCAUGACAACCUGACAGUGGAACGUGAUGAAACCUCCUCCAAAAAGAGUCAUACACCAGAGCGAUUCACGAGCCAAGGGAGCUACGGAGUAGCUGGCAAUGUGUUCAUUGACAGCGGACGGCAUUACUGGGAAGUGGUUAUAAGUGGCAGUACGUGGUAUGCCAUCGGUAUUUCAUACAAGUCAGCACCAAAGCAUGAGUGGAUCGGGAAGAACUCUGCCUCUUGGGUGCUGUGCCGCUGCAACAACACUUGGGUGGUGAGACACAACAGCAAAGAAAUCCCAAUAGAGCCUGCACCUCAUCUCCGCCGGGUCGGCAUUUUGCUGGACUAUGACAAUGGUUCCCUUGCUUUUUAUGAUGCCUUGAACUCCCUGCACCUUUACACCUUUGACAUUACGUUUGGGCAGCCCGUAUGCCCCACAUUCACUGUGUGGAAUAAGUGUUUAACCAUUAUAACAGGCUUGCCCAUCCCUGAUCACUUAGACUCCUCUGAGCAGCUGGCAUGACUGUUAAAAGCUAACAAGUAGGAGGAUGUGUUUCCCAGGGCAGCUGCCUGCAGGAGCUCACCUGGAGCUGGUGGACUGCGUGGCAUCUCAGUUGUUGCUGCCAAAACCAGCCAGAACCGAAAAGGGGUAGAUCUCUCUUUUCUGAGUACUAUAUGCAGAAGGACAAGAAUUUGCUUUAAUAAUACCUUAGAACUCUUUUUGCAGUUGCUUUUGUUUUGUUUUGCAUUUAGUCCCUUUCAGGAAGAUUUAUAAGUUAUUUAUAAAAAAAAAAAAAAAAAAAAAAAAGAAGAAGAGGAAGAAGAAGAAAGGAAGAAAGGGGAGAGAGAGAAGAGAAAGCCUGGUUUGGAUACCUGAAAAAUGACUUAUUUGUUUUGCACAUUGAUGGUCACAUUCAUUAAGGUUUCAUCAGCUCAUUACAUUAUUUUAUUUUACAGUGGAUAAAGGCAGGAAAUUGGAAGGAUAAAAGUGUGCAGUGGUGGACAAGUCAGUGUACUGCUGGUUUUAUUCAUGCCAAUUUUAGUAAUCAUUACUGAUCUUAUUGAAUGCAAAAUCUCAUAAUUUCUACCUUGCACAUGGGAAUGUGCAGACCAAAAAGAAUAAAAAUAAACAACUAAAGAAGUAGAGCUAGCCAACACAGCAAAAGAAAGUUUAAUUUACUUCUGUUCACAGGGCAGUGCAUUCUCUGUUUGCAAAACGCAUAUGGAAUAUCUUCUAGAAAUCUGAGUGCAUAAAUCAUGUGGUGAUUUAUUUUGUUGAUGACAACAUUCCCAUCUGUCAGUUUCACUUUCGUCUUUGGGAAACACUGUAGAGUCAUUGAGGACGUUAAAGACUGAUACCAUCUCUGAAAUGGCAACGCUGGAGGAGAGGAGCCACCCCAAGGUCUGGCUGUAGACUAAUUUGACAAAACACUGCAACAUUUAAGGUUUGAUUGUAAUGGAAGACAUUGCGUUUCUGAUGGUAGACACGUGAAUGCUUAUUGCUGAUUUUACAAGGUUCAACACAGCAAGCACAGCCAAUAACUCGGAAGUGAGACAUAAGCCACCUUACCAUUGGUUUUAAAUUAAAUACAAAUGUUUCAUUGUUGUACAUUAUGUAGUAAUAACAAAGCAAGGAAAUCUGUUUUGCAUGAGCUGUAUGGAGAAACAUUGCAGCUGGAGUUUGUUCAUAAUUAUAAUUGUCUUGAACUGUUUGGGAAAGAACAGUUCUCUUUGUGAAUGAGCACUAAACAAAUUUUUAGGAAUAGUAGGAAUCUGCACAGGCAGGCUCUACAUUCAUGUAGGUGUUGGUGGAUGAACUUCAAUGAAGUCAAUAGAAGUUGCACCUAUUUUAUCUCAAAGCUGAAUCAGGUGCAUUUUUUCACUUUUCCUUCUACGAGGUAGAAGUCUUUUGUAAUUACUACAGUACUUGUUUAUAAAUGAUCAUUUUGGGAGAUGUUUCAGGCAUAUGACAACUUUAAAAGAGUGGUCUUCUUACAGUGUUUUAUUGUUACUGUUCAAGUGGUGAAAGUCUGCCUGUGUGGAAGGAGUAUAAAUACCAACUUCAAGAAAAUAUUUGUUCAGUAGCUUAUAACCAUGCUUAGGUGUCUUUUGAAAAGGAUGCCCUAAUGCACUUUGUUCACUAAUGGGUCCAAAAUAAAAUGGUCCCAAAGUCAGCUUCAGAUUUUUUAAAUAUUGAUUCUGCAGGUACAAAGCUGUACUACAGUUUGCCUUAUGAUGAUGUAGAAAACUUAUGAACUUGGUAAUGAAUACAUACACGCAUACGGAGUUUGAUUUUUCCCUUUUUUAAUAGGAAAUAAAUGUCAGUCUUUGUUCCUUUGGUUUGCCUUUGCACGCUCUACUAGCUGAUUACUCAAAUGGAGAAAAAUAUGACAGUACAUUGCUGGUAAUGUAUGUGGCUUUUUGCUAUGACAGUAUCCCAUGGUUCACAGGCAAGAACCACCGAUUUUUCCAGGGUUGACAUAAAUACAGGAAAGUACGUACAUGCAGUGUCAGUGUACUGCACUGUUUAUUGUUGUGUCUUAAGUAGCAAAGAAAAGAAUAUGCUCAAAAAUGAAAAAGUAAAUAAAUCCUCAGAAAUUACAUUUGUAUCUGAGUACAUUGCUACCAGUACAGCCCGUUGCAUAUCUGGAUGAGUCGGCCUGGAAUGUUUGGAAGAUAGUUGAGAUGGCAUGAAAAUUAUUAUAAUGAAUUGACAGGAGAUGAGUGGUGAAAGCAAUUAUAAAAAUGUACAGGACGAAGGGACUCUUAAUUUAGGAUUUUUGCCAAGUUUCUGCCCAACAGGAAAGUAUGUAUUACUGCAGUACAAGUGGCAAGGCCACGUGCCUCCUCUUUCCCUAGAAAUAUUAAAUCUAGAAGCUGAUUUUAUAGUGAACAAAUUGAAAACACUCUUCGGUUCUUGGCCAUACAAUGUUAGCAGUGAUCGAGCUGGAUGUAGUUAACGCCAUGAACUUGGAAAGAUCUCUAGUGAUCUCACAUAUUUUCAUUUUAAAGACACUGUGUUCAAAGGCAGGUCAUGGUUUUGGUGAAAGUAAAAAAUGAAUGGUCUUUUAUCUGUAUGCCUUUCUGUAUUAUUUAUAUUUUAACACAGAAUACUUCAUUUGGAGUUAGGCCACAUUGCUACAUUGGACUGUUAGUUCAGUGAGUACUCUCUGUGUGUGUAUGUUUGUGUAUGUGUGUAUACAUAUGUAUAUACAUGUAUGGAUGUAUGGGUAUUCACACAACAGUAUAAGCACAGAUGUAGUGCAAUGUGUGUGUAUACGUACAUGCAUAUAUACACAGAAUGAUACUAAUUAGGUGCUCUUUUUUGCUUGUUUCUUGAAUUAUUUCAUAUUCUGUGUGACUAUGAGGAAACAAGUUGCUAUGAAUGGUAUUCAU
Messenger RNA from Centrocercus urophasianus (Greater sage-grouse), 5190 nucleotides. RefSeq names its product midline 1 (gene MID1). The record is from RefSeq and is a predicted model, not a curated record. Gene Ontology annotation, molecular function: protein binding; zinc ion binding. Lineage: Eukaryota; Metazoa; Chordata; Aves; Galliformes; Phasianidae. Bases 314 to 2317 code for a protein of 667 amino acids. The transcript has 10 exons.